This is a messenger RNA of Cynara cardunculus var. scolymus (artichoke), 1687 nucleotides long. Its product is annotated as pyruvate dehydrogenase E1 component subunit beta-1, mitochondrial. Bases 71 to 1378 code for a protein of 435 amino acids. The transcript has 14 exons. The record is from RefSeq and is a predicted model, not a curated record. NCBI's taxonomy places the organism in Eukaryota, Viridiplantae, Streptophyta, Magnoliopsida, Asterales, Asteraceae. Gene Ontology annotation, molecular function: pyruvate dehydrogenase (acetyl-transferring) activity. Gene Ontology annotation, biological process: pyruvate decarboxylation to acetyl-CoA.
CCCUAUUUCAUCUGUUUGUUAUCAUUCUGUUUUUUGUUACGUCGACUUAGUCGUCUGUUUGUGGAUUUCCAUGUAUAAUUGUCAUAGAUCUGAUCGCUCUAUUGAUUUUUCUCAUCAAUUGCUUCUUCCUGCCUCCUACCCUCAUUCCGUGUUUGCGAUCAUUGUUAAUCAUAAUUCUUUCUUUUUUCUUUUCUAUCCAGUUUUUCAAGGAGAAAAGAUGUGGGGGAUUUUAAGCCAAAAACUUGGUGCUGCCAGAGGCUUAUCCUCUCAGGUUGUGGGGAAUUAUGUGCUGAGGUUAAGGCUUGCACCAUCAGCUAUGCCUAUGAGGCAUUACUCAUCUGCAACCAAAGAGUUUACUUUUCAAGUUGUACAGAUGACAGUACGGGAUGCUCUGAACUCUGCUCUUGAUGAGGAAAUGGCUGCUGAUCCUAAUGUCUUUGUUAUGGGUGAAGAGGUAGGAGAAUACCAGGGUGCAUACAAGAUAACCAAGGGCUUAUUGGACAAAUACGGUCCUGAAAGGGUUGUUGAUACCCCUAUCACAGAGGCUGGGUUUGCCGGGAUUGGAGUUGGUUCUGCAUAUCAUGGUCUGAGACCCGUAAUAGAGUUUAUGACUUUCAACUUCUCUAUGCAGGCAAUUGAUCAUAUCAUCAAUUCUGCUGCAAAGUCGAACUACAUGUCUGCUGGGCAGAUUAAUGUACCCAUUGUGUUUAGGGGACCAAAUGGGCCUGCUGCUGGUGUUGGUGCUCAACAUUCCCAGUGUUAUGGUGCAUGGUAUGGCUCUGUCCCUGGUUUGAAAGUGCUUGUACCUUACUCCUCUGAAGAUGCUCGUGGACUUCUAAAAGCUGCAAUUAGAGACCCUGAUCCUGUCGUUUUCCUUGAAAAUGAGUUGUUAUACGGUGAAACCUUCCCAAUUUCAGCAGAAGCCCUUGAUUCAAGUUUUUGCCUCCCAAUAGGAAAAGCAAAGAUAGAAAGAGAAGGGAAAGAUAUCACAAUCACAGCUUUUUCCAAGAUGGUUGGCUAUGCUCUUAAGGCGGCUGAAAUACUUGAAAAGGAGGGGAUAAAUGCAGAGGUUAUAAACCUGCGGUCCAUUCGACCGCUAGAUAGAGCUACCAUCAAUGCUUCAGUGAGGAAAACUAACCGGCUGGUGACUGUGGAGGAAGGGUUUCCUCAACAUGGUGUUGGUGCUGAAAUCUGUGCAACGGUUGUUGAAGACAGCUUUGGUUAUCUUGAUGCCCCUGUGGAGAGGAUAGCUGGAGCUGAUGUUCCCACACCUUAUGCUGCUAAUCUUGAGAGAAUGGCCUUUCCUCAGAUUGAGGAUAUUGUACGUGCUGCUAAGAGAGCAUGCUACAGGUCUGUACCAAUGGCCGCAAGUGCUUGAAAAUGAGAAUGCUGACUUUUUGUUUUAAUUGGAAUGGAUGGAUAUUUUUGAGAAAGCGUCACCUGAUUUGGAGGGGUGUACAUGUCUAUUUUUUGUUUUGUUUUUUCUUGUGUAUUGUGUGAGGUAGGCAAAGGAAAGGCCACAGAAUUCUCUCUUUCUUUUGAAAAAAAGAAAAUAAGAAGAUGCAAAAGUUUUGCGUUUGUUUAGUGUUGUUUUGUUUUUCUUAUAAAAGAACAUAAAAUGUGUUUCUCAUAUCAUCAUCAAAACAUGCAUUGAUAAAUCAUCAGGUAUACCUCCUCCUUCCUUCUU